CCUUAUCCCCUUCUUCCAGUCUGGUGAGAAACAAGAGAAACUAAAGGGGUGUUAAGUUGCUUUAAUAGCUCGGAAACUACCGAGAGAGCAGCUCCACCCGUCCUCUCGGCUCGUGUCGUUAAACUUUGCCGGUUGUCAUCGAAGAAAUGGCCCCAAAAAGAAGACACGCGCAGAGGAUGAAAGAGGAUAUUGGAAGUUGAAGAUCUGCCAGAAGCACACAUUUACUCCAAGAUGAGUCCUGUCCUUCAUUAUAUUCUGUCCAUCUCAGCCCUCAUUGACACUGUAUUGUGUCCUUUUCACUUAAGUAAUUGCACAGUGAGCCAAGAAACUGUGACCCCAGAUUUCUGAUUAUGUACUUGUGAUGAUAGACAGGUUGCCCUUCCCAUAUCCCAUUCCUAUUGUCUGCUACAAGGACACAUCUUUCUAUUCAGACCCCGUCCUCCUCAACCCGCCUCCCUCCCUCUGAGUUUCUGGGCCAUGCUCCGCAAGAAAGGCUCUGUCAUUCUUUGUGGUACGUUCCUGUUUAUCACCUGGAAUGCCAUACUGGUGCUCCUGCUGUGGGGCAGAUCCCCACUCGGCCAGCCGGGCGAACCUGGCCGGGAGCACAGAGAAGUGGCUGAAAGGCCCACCAAUGAUAUGGUAGGAGAUGUGCUCCGAAUGGCAGACACAUUUGAAGCGGAGCUUGAAAGGCAGAAAGAAAUCCUGCUGCAGAUCAAGAAUCAGCAGGCACUGUGGGAGCCGGCAAACAGAAACAGACCGAAGGUUUUAGUCCCGCGUCAGCCCGUCAUCCCUAUCCUGGUAAUCGCCUGUAACAGGGUCACCGUGAGGCGCUGCCUGGACAAACUCCUGGAGCUCCGUCCUUCAGCAGAGCUUUUCCCAAUCAUAGUGAGUCAGGACUGUGGACACGCCGAGACUGCCGAGGUGAUCCGGUCUUAUGGAAGUCAAGUUAUUCACCUGAAACAGCCGGACUUGUCCGAUAUCGCUGUUCGACCAGAGCACAAGAAGUUUCAGGGUUACUACAAAAUCUCCAGGCAUUACCGCUGGGCUCUCAACCAAGUGUUCAAGACCCUCUCUCAUUCCUCGGUUGUGAUUGUGGAGGACGACCUGGAGGUGGCGCCAGACUUCUUUGAGUACUUCCGAGCCCUGCUGCCAGUCCUGAAAUCGGACCCCAGCCUGUGGUGUGUUUCGGCCUGGAAUGACAAUGGCAGGGAUGGUUAUGUGGACCCAGGUAAGGCUAACCUGCUCUACAGGACAGACUUCUUUCCAGGUCUGGGGUGGAUGCUCCUCGGGGAGGUGUGGGAGGAGCUGGAGCCAAAGUGGCCCGCUUCAUUCUGGGACGACUGGAUGCGUCAGCCAGAGCAGCGCCGCAACCGUGCCUGUAUCCGCCCGGAGAUCUCCCGAACUUUGACCUUUGGGCGGAAGGGAGUGAGUCAGGGUCAGUUUUAUGACAAGUACCUGCGAUACAUUAAACUGAACACCGAAUUUGUGCCUUUCACCAAGUUAGACCUGAGUUACUUGAAGGAGGAGACGUACAGAGAAGAUUUUGAGAAGGAAGUUUACAACGCUCCCAUGGUUACAUAUGAAGAUGUUAAACACGGGCAGCUAAAAGGACCGGGCCCUUUCCGCCUUCAAUAUUCAAGUAAGGACAGUUUUAAAGUGCUGGCCAAAAACCUAGGAAUCAUGGAUGACUUGAAGUCUGGAGUCCCGAGGACAGGAUACAGGGGGAUUGUCAGUUUCAUCUCAAGAGGACAGAGAAUCUACCUGGCUCCUCCUGCGGGAUGGACCCAGUACGAUUCCACCUGGAGCUGAUAAUUUAGAAGAAAGUUAAUGUGCAUUCGCCUUUUUUUGUGAUCUCUGAAUGUCAGUUGGGGAAAGCAUUCCAGACCAAAGACUGAAAACGUUUCUUUGAUUGAAUGAUAUGUACUCUCGAUUAUUGUCUUUAAUAAUGCAGAACAGAUUGUGUCUCUCUCUGGUGUUGGGGUAAUUGCCAAUACUACUCAGGUCUUUUUCAUUAUUCCAAAACAUUUCUUACAGUGUAGGUUACAGCCUAAACCGUUUGUUAGACAACACUGCUGUAAUUCACCAGAGAUCUAUUUUUAUAUUCUGCUAAUUGUGCACAUGACAUUCGUUGAUGCAUUCAAUGCAAUUACCUAGUUUGCCACUUUUUGUUUUAAAUUAUUUGGUAGCCUUUGUGAACUUUUAUGUCCGGUGCAAAUAUGAAAAUAUAAUCUGUGGUAUGUUUGCGUGUGGUGGUGGUGGUGACUGGUCAACACUGCAGUAUAAUCAGUCUUUUGAUUCUCAUCAUUUAUGCCUUCUAUUAAAAUCAGUUCUUCCUGCUUACAUUUUAACGUCGAUUAAUUUUGCUUAAUGAUUCUCAAGUGAAGUUUGUCACCUUGCAAACUGCAACAUCAGUGUGUUUGUAUAUUUUUGGAAUAAAAUACAAUACACA
Messenger RNA from Plectropomus leopardus (leopard coralgrouper), 2449 nucleotides. It is a transcript of the gene mgat1a, whose product is annotated as alpha-1,3-mannosyl-glycoprotein 2-beta-N-acetylglucosaminyltransferase a. Gene Ontology annotation, cellular component: Golgi apparatus. Lineage: Eukaryota; Metazoa; Chordata; Actinopteri; Perciformes; Serranidae. Gene Ontology annotation, molecular function: alpha-1,3-mannosylglycoprotein 2-beta-N-acetylglucosaminyltransferase activity. The record is from RefSeq and is a predicted model, not a curated record. Gene Ontology annotation, biological process: protein N-linked glycosylation.